AUGGCCUCGGUAGCCAUCAUCGGGAGCUGCGAUACCAAGUUGCGGGAGCUUCUCUUUCUUCGCGACAGAGUUGAAGAAACAGCCAGAGUCAAGACGAUGCUCAUAGACGUCGGACGGGAUCCCUGUGUCCACGAUGCCAUUACCAUCUCCCAGGCCGAGCUCUUGUCCAAGUAUGGCGACGGCAAGGAUACAUCAGACUUGACCAGAGGGGAAUUCGUCACGCUCAUGUCCGAAUGUGCCUCUCAAGCUGUGCGGAAACUAUACCAGCAGGGCCUCAUCGACGGCAUUAUUUCCGCCGGAGGUUCCAAUGGGACGUCGCUCUCCGCUGCCGUCAUGCGGGAUGUGCUUCCCGUUGGAUUCCCCAAGCUCAUCGUCUCGACCAUGGCGAGCGGCGAUACCAGACCCGUCGUGGGCGAGACGGACAUUACCCUGAUGCACUCUGUUGUCGACGUUGCCGGGCUGAACCCCAUCCUGCGAGACAUCCUCAGCAAUGCCGGGGCGUCGAUUGCGGGCGCCGCUCUCUCGUACGCUGCCCGGCGCGACAGAAAGACAAACGAUGCAGCGCAAGAGUCUACGAGCAUGAAGAAGUGGCGGGUGGGCAUCACCAUGUUUGGUGUGACGACGCCGGGAGUCGAUGCCAUUCGCGCGCAUCUCGAGUCCAACUACCCCGUCGAAACAUAUGUUUUCCACGCCGUCGGCACCGGAGGAAGAGCAAUGGAGCGGCUCAUUCGCGAGGGCCAGCUCGACGCAGUCAUUGAUCUCACGACGACGGAGAUUUGCGACCACCUGGUUGGCGGCGUGUUGUCAGCCGGAGAGAGGAGAUUGGACGCUGCUGUUGAAACUGGCUUGCCGAAUAUUGUCUCUCUGGGGGCGCUCGACAUGGUCAAUUUUGGGCCGAGAAACACGAUGCCGGAGAAGCACGAGGGAAGAGUCAUCUAUGAGCACAACCCGACCAUCACGCUGCUGAGGACGUCGCCGGAUGAGUGUCGUGAGAUUGGGGGGUUUAUUGCUCGGAAGCUCAGCAAGACGAAGAGGCCGGACAUGGUUGAAGUGUGGAUUCCAAAGGGGGGAGUCAGCAUGAUUGCCGUACCUGGAGGGCCGUUUGAAGAUGAAGAGGCGGAUAAGGCGCUGUUUGAGGCGGUCAAGUCGGGAUUGAGCGGGAGCGGCAUCAAUAUUGUUGAGGAUGAAAGACAUGUGAAUGAUGAAGGUUUUGCAAAGGAUAUCGCAGAGGCGUUGGUUGCAAAGCUGGGGCUGCAGAAGAGCUGA
Molecule: messenger RNA, 1266 nt
Organism: Trichoderma aggressivum f. europaeum
Lineage: Eukaryota; Fungi; Ascomycota; Sordariomycetes; Hypocreales; Hypocreaceae
Exons: 1
Coding region: 1-1266 (421 amino acids)
Source: RefSeq, a predicted model, not a curated record